Letharia columbiana is the source of this 831-nucleotide messenger RNA. RefSeq lists its product as uncharacterized. The record is from RefSeq and is a predicted model, not a curated record. The transcript has a single exon. The coding region runs from base 1 to 831 and encodes 276 amino acids. NCBI's taxonomy places the organism in Eukaryota, Fungi, Ascomycota, Lecanoromycetes, Lecanorales, Parmeliaceae.
AUGUCGAAGAAGGCGAUCGGGAACCUGAAAUACGAUGGCAAGCUGCUACUAGACUUUCGCGGGCAACCUAUCAGAGAUUUUCCAAGCCUACCGCUGGUCAUCUCGAGCAUGGUUGAGGGAUGGCGAGCCGAAGCUUGGAUGCGAUCAGGUCAGAUGAGCGUGAUGGAUAUCGUCGCUCGGAUCCCGGUCAAAUGGAAAACUGACCCUGCAGGGCAACAGACUCCAGUGUCCAUUUACAAUUCUGGGACUGUCCGAGAGCGUGCCAGAAGGUUUCGAAACGACGCUGGACUCAUUAGCUGGAAGACUGGGGGCAAAGAUCCGAAGCUCGAUAAAUUCAUGGACGAACUUCGCUCGCCAGCAGAAAAAGCAAACAAUCAAACCAUAGGCCGCGACUUGACGGAUCUGGAGAAGGCAUCGAUGAGAUCGCUUAACAUUGGGACGCGGCCUGACCGUGCACAAGUCCGUCAAGAUCCGGAAGCCACACAGAAAUACCUAGAUAGGGUGCAGAAGAAAGCCGAUCUGACAUUCGACUUCGACUGUCGCGCAGAGCGCCCGGAGACACCCGAAGAUAUCCAAGAAGUCCAAAAUGCGCUCCAGCAGACCUACAGUGAUUUUGCGUUCUAUACCAACGUACCACUCGAGAUGCCAAAUACCCAAGCCACCUAUCUGGACCAGUGGAACUGUAUGCAAGUGCAACUCAAUAGGAUUUGGGCCAACGAUAGGACGAAGAAGACAGAGCCUCCGCAGCUCUUUGCACUGGGCAAGUGGACUGUGUCCUUCGAUAAUUGGGUGUCAGCUCCCCAGGCCUAUCUUACAUACGUGCGGAACUGA